UUUUCCACCACAUCCUUCCUUCCUCUCGCUCACUUUCACUCAAAUGAGAACUUACGUGAAAUGAAAUUACUUCAGUAAAACAGUUAAGAAGCAACUGGCAAGCGAGAACUACUAGACCAAACUGAAUUCCAAGUCCCAUUCCAGCACCAUAGCCUACAUGUAAGCCAACCUCACAUUACCUGUUCUCUCCUCUUCCACCCCUCAGUGUGCGGCCCCACUGUGGAUCCCCAGCCCCAGCGAGCGGCGGGGGGAGGCAGAGCCAGAGGCUGAGGCAGCCUGAGGCAGAGGGCACAGCGCUAGCAGGGCCAUGAACGUCACCGGGUACCAGCAGCAGCAGGGGGGUUUUCGGACAUGCCGAGGCACACUCAGGGAGAGGGAUCCUAGGCAGGGUGUCGGCAUGGAGACAGCCUGCUGCCUGGCCCCUGGAGCCCUGCGCAGACUGAUUGAGCUGCCGUCUCCCCCGCUCAACCGCCACCAGCUGAAGAGACUGGAGGAGCACAGGUACAGCAGUGCAGGUCGCUCCCUGCUGGAGCCUCUGAUGCAGCGCUACUGGGAGUGGCUGGUGGGCCGCGUGCCAGCCUGGAUCGCCCCCAACCUCAUCACCAUCGUGGGCCUGGCCACCAACGUAUUCACCACCCUGGUGCUGGUCUACUACUGCCCCACCGCCACUGAACAGGCACCUCUGUGGGCAUACCUUCUGUGUGCUGUGGGCCUGUUUGUGUACCAGUCAUUGGACGCCAUUGACGGGAAGCAGGCCAGACGAACCAAUAGUAGCUCUCCACUGGGUGAACUGUUUGACCACGGCUGUGACUCCCUCUCCACAGUGUUUGUGGUCCUGGGUACCAGUAUAGCAGUGCAGCUGGGCACCAACCCUGACUGGAUGUUCUUCUGCUGUUUCGCUGGCAUGUUCAUGUUCUACUGUGCACACUGGCAGACCUACGUCUCUGGCACCCUGCGCUUUGGCAUCAUUGAUGUGACUGAGGUGCAAAUCUUCAUUAUAAUCAUGUAUUUGCUGGCCGCUGUGGGAGGAUCCGCUUUCUGGCAGUCACUGAUCCCAGUCAUAAACAUCCAAAUGAAAGUAGUUCCAGCCAUCUGCACUUUCUUAGGCGCCAUCUUUUCCUGUACGAAUUACUUCCGGGUUAUAUUUACCGGAGGUAAGGGCAAAAAUGGAUCCACAAUAGCAGGAACCAGUGUCCUGUCUCCUGUGUUACAUAUAGGCUCAGUAAUAAUACUGGCCAUGAUGAUCUAUAAGAAGUCAGCUAUCCAGUUGUUUGAGAAGCACCCCUGUGUUUAUAUCCUGGCCUUUGGCUUCGUGUCGGCCAAGAUCACCAACAAAUUAGUUGUAGCACAUAUGACAAAGAGUGAGAUGCAUCUCCAUGAUAUAGCAUUCCUGGGGCCAGGCCUGCUGUUCCUGGACCAGUAUUUCAACAGUUUUAUUGAUGAAUACCUGGUGCUGUGGAUUGCGCUGAUCCUGUCUUUCGUUGACUUGGUGCGUUACUGUGUCAGUGUUUGCAACCAGAUCGCCUCCCAUCUUCACAUCUUUGUCUUCCGAAUCAAGCCACUGACCCCCUCCACCCUUCAGUGAGGGCACGGACGCCAUUGCUGUCUAUCGCUCUCUCUCUCUCAUGUUAGUUAGUAAGUUGUUGCUCUUUGACCGUUUUUUUUGUGUUUGUUGAGGCAGGGUUGGGGUGGAUGUGUGUGUGGAGCUAUGAUGUGGAUGGAGCUAUUACCAGUAGCGGAGCUGCCAAGUGAAUGUGGGCAUAAAUUAAAUAUAACGAGUUAAUAAUAAUGAUGAUGAUAAUAAUAAGUUAUUGUCCAUUGCUGCUUUGUGCAAUUUGUGUUGAUUUCAUCUUGUUACAUUAAUAACAUUCCUGGACAAAAAUAAUGCUUUGUCUCUUCUGAAAUGAAUAGUCACAUUGGACAUGUACUGAAUGCUCUUCUCGGUGCCAGAGGGUGAAUAAGGGCAAGAAGACUGCAAGGGGCUUGAAUAGGUGCUACCUUAUUCAUUUAAUGAUGAUCAUUAUUAUUUUCUUAUUGAACUUUAAAAUAAACAUUUCAUGUGUUGACAUAGUGUGUUUGUUGGUCUCUACAAGGAAAUGUACAGCAUCGAAAGAGAUUUACACAGGUUGUCAGUCUGCUUUCAGUUGUUUCGUAAGAGUGUCAUGUCUUUAUUAAAUGUAUAUAUCAUUUUGAAAUAUUUGCAUAACCUCACUUUUCGGUUUCACAAAUAUCAAACUAUUAGGUUGUUGGUAUUUGUAGUGUUCUUUUAUUUCAAAAAGGUUUAUCUGGCAUACAGUAUCUUAUCAAACCUACAAAGGUGGUACAUUACCUUGCAAUUACAUUCAAAUGAUGAGAUGAUUUCUGUAAUAUAUUACAGAUAUAAACUGCAUGACUAAAAACAAAUUCUUGUAAAGAUACAAAUUGUAUUGCACAUUUGAAAAGAUAAGUGUCUCAAGCCUUGCUUCCCUGAAAUGGCUCAAGCAUACAUUGUCUCCAAUGCCACCAACAUUACAGUGCUUAUGGCACUACAUGCAGUUUUGCUAGCGCUUGUCAUGCAUACUAUUCUGUAUAUCCAGUUUAAUAUUGCUUUUAAAUAGUUGAAUGUGUAACAUAUAUAAUUUACAUUUUUAGCAGCAGAGUUUCUUGCUUUUGAAUUGUGUGCCUGUUUAUUAUUGUAUUGUCCUGUUGCACCUCUGCCCUCUCAGAUACUGUCCUGUUGCAUUUGUCUCAGGAAUGCUCAACGAAAACUAAAAUGCCAAGUGUUAUUGAAAAGUAUUGAUGUGAUUUUUGUCCCCCAAAAAUGUAGUCAUUCUCAUUGGAAGCUAAAGAUGUUGUCUGUGCUUGCUCAUAUCUAGAAUCUAAGGACGUUUUAAUUUUACUUCAAAUUAUUUUGAAAUGACCUUGUAACACAUCUACAAACAACUUUCUUUGUGUAGAACAUUCUGCCCUGUGCCAGGUCCAUGUACAGCAAUUGAGUGUUUUGGGAGAAUUGGGGAGUUUCAAUGUGACAGAAAAAUUAUAUUCUAACUGUGCCCUAAUCUUAUUUGUCUGUACAAUGUUUUUGCCUCUACCUGCAGUCUGCUUAUAAUUCACCAUCAGAAUCAAUGAAAAACAGACUUUCUGUGUGUAAUGUUAUUGAGCUCAUUUGACAAUGUGUACUAGUAAUUUUCAGACAAGUAAAAGGUUGCCUUAAACACCAUUUUUUUCUUCUUCUUUUGGAAGAUAACAUGCCCCUAAUUUGUUUGAGGCUUGAUCUUUGUCUCUGUGUGUGUUUACUGGCCAAAGCUUGUGUUUUCUUCCUUGUUACUGUUGUUUUCUUUUAGCCAGACCGUCAAGCUCAGGUAUAUUAGUGUGCAGAAUAGUAUGUUCACAGGCUGUGAGAAAAUAACUUCAAGAUCACUUCGACAAUCUCUCCCUCACCUACCAAUGCAAAUAAAAUGUCAUUCACACAUGUAAGAAGCUA
Salmo salar (Atlantic salmon) is the source of this 3463-nucleotide messenger RNA. It is a transcript of the gene cept1b, whose product is annotated as choline/ethanolamine phosphotransferase 1b. NCBI's taxonomy places the organism in Eukaryota, Metazoa, Chordata, Actinopteri, Salmoniformes, Salmonidae. Gene Ontology annotation, cellular component: Golgi apparatus; endoplasmic reticulum membrane. Gene Ontology annotation, molecular function: diacylglycerol cholinephosphotransferase activity; ethanolaminephosphotransferase activity. Gene Ontology annotation, biological process: phosphatidylethanolamine biosynthetic process. The record is from RefSeq and is a predicted model, not a curated record.